Messenger RNA from Prorocentrum cordatum, 447 nucleotides. Lineage: Eukaryota; Dinophyceae; Prorocentrales; Prorocentraceae. The record is from the annotation of a GenBank genome assembly.
AUGUCAGAUCGAGAGAAGCUCCGUGCCAUCUACAUGUUCGAUAUCGGUUCAAAGUACCAGACCAUGGACCCCCAGAAAGACAGCUGGCGGAUUUGGAAGGAUGGAAUUGACUCCAUGAAGGUGAGGUUGCCCAUUUCGUAUCAGAGCCCGUCAUCUGAGAUCAAGCAUGCGGUCCAGUUCAGCAAGGGUCUUUUCGGGCAGCACGAGUACUACAGUCUCCCUAUGGAGCUGUGCGGUGUCAUGACUUCGCCAGACGCGGAGGUCGCUGAGUUUGGAGAUCCGAAGGAGUCCAAUCAUAUUCUCGGCGUGGCGCGCGGCGAGGUGGUCAACGUGCGCGCAGAGGCGCGCGUGUUCAACGCCAGGACCAACGCGGCCGUCCUUCCCUGCGGCGUCGUCAACACCAACGAGAGCGCACAGGUGGUUGUCUCGGACCCCGAUGCUCACCAG